Messenger RNA from Colletotrichum truncatum, 2445 nucleotides. The record is from RefSeq and is a predicted model, not a curated record. Lineage: Eukaryota; Fungi; Ascomycota; Sordariomycetes; Glomerellales; Glomerellaceae.
AUGACCCGGGUUAACCUUCUCCAUGAGAGAAAUUUGACGGGCAAAGGCGUGAGAGUCGCGAUAAUUGACGGCGGGGUAGACUACUUGCACCCUGCGCUUGGCCAAGGCUUUGGAGACGGGCAUCAGGUCCAAUACGGAUGGGAUUUCGUCGGCGACAAUGUUAAACCUCCCAACAAAGAGCAACCAGAUGAUGACCCAUACGGCGAUUGCUCUAACCACGCCACUCACACUGCUGGCAUUCUCUUCGCUCAAGAUGUGGACGGAAAGACGGGGUUUAGAGGCGUCGCACCCGGUGUGACUGUGGAGCAUUACAGGGUGUUCGAUUGUAAUGGUAUGAGCACAGGCGACGUUGUCGUGCGUGCCGUCUUACGUGCCUAUGAACGAGGGGUCGACCUAAUCAACCUUUCUUUGGGUAGUGGAAGCAAGCCAUUUUCUGACGAUCCUCUCUCAAACCUUGUAGCCCGGAUCAAUCGCGAGGGGAAGACAUUCAUCGUCGUUGUCAGUGGCAACAAUGGACAUGCUGGAACAUUCGGAGCCGCCGCACCCGAGGGUGGUGGUGAUGAUAUGUUUGCAGUCGGGAGCGUGGAUGCUCCUUAUUUGUAUUCCGUCUACCGGCCGGCGACACUCUACGUUGAUGGUAUUCCGACCAAGAACCUGACAUACAACCCAGAAACGUGGACAGCGCACCGCAGGAGUGAGUUUCCUUCGCGCAUAAGUCUAUUGAGCCUCGACGAUGAUUUUACCGCAGAGGCCAGUGGAUGCAGUGAGAUCAAAGACAAAGGUCAGGGUCUCAAGGAUGCGGCAGUGCUUUUGCGCCGGGGAGGGUGUACCCUUAAAACCAAAAUGGAGAACUUGGUAAGGGCAGGCGUGAAAUAUGCCCUGAUCUAUAACAAUGUCCCCGGCCCAGCCUUUGACCUCGAGGUGAGACUGGAUGACGGCUUGGAGAUUCACGGCGCGGCAUCUCUCACCCUUGAGGUUGGCGAGGAGUUGCUCGCGCUGAUCUCAUCCGGUCACAAGGUCGAGCUUGAAAUGGACAGCAAUUUCACCAGGCCUCCCGUUUUCAAAUCUAGCCCUAACUCCAAGACAGCCGCUAAGGUUAGCGUCUUUACGUCUUGGGGACCUAGUGGCGAGGGUCGGUUUAUAACUAGCGUUCUCGCCCCGGGCGGUGGGAUCUUGAGCACCUUUCCUCGUCGGAACGGGGGAUGGGGGAUUCAGAGCGGGGCUAGUAUGGCCGUCCCAUAUCUCGUCGGCGUGAUUGCUCUGUUGAAGGAGGCCUUUCCUGCAGUUCCUACCAAGCAUAUAGCGGACACGUUAUCAAACACGGCACGCCCCGUUGAGUUCAACGACGGGACAAACAAGACCUUUGGCUUUCUCUCUAGUCCUUGGCAGCAGGGGUCCGGGCUAGUUGAUGCUUGGGGUGCUUUUGUGGUCUUACAAACUGGCGUGACGACGGAUGUUACAAAACUUGCGUUCAACGACACCGAAUACGGGAAGAGGGUUUUGAGGUUCAGAUUACACAACUCAGGCGGUAAUCACAUUGAGUACAACGUGUCUGUCGUUCCAGGUGCGAGCGUACUCAGUCUUGACGGCAUUACGCAGGCGCCGGUACCGUUUGCAGCGGCUGUGAGGGCACCAGAAGCUAGUCCUGAAUUUUUGAAGACGCUGCCGCCGGAAGAACAAGUCUCAGUCUUUACAUCUGUAACCAGGGUAACUCUCGCUCCUGGCGAAGAAGCAACCGUCGACGUGUCCGUUAAUACAACGGUUCUGGAGCCUAUGAAGCACCUUUGCCCUCUGUUUGGUGGCUGGGUUAAGCUUACUUCGUCCUUCGCAGGGGAAAGUCACGACUUGUCAAUUCCCUACGGAGGCAUUGCUUGCAACAUUAAAGACAUCCCGACGCUUAACAAGAACUACACCUACCUCUCCUCCGCCACCAGGGGGGAGGUUGAGAUGGCACGCUUCUGGAAUAGACGGCUCAAAAGAUUGGAUGAAGGCCAAACCUUUACGCUGUCCAAAAAUCAGCCGCCGUUUGACAAUCAGAACCCUGAUGAACAUCGUUUUAACAACGAGCAACUUCCCGUGGUGCAGGUGCAGCUGAACAUGGAUACAAGGGGUAUCCAAGCAGAGCUUUUACCAUCAGGAGGGGGCACACCAGCAGAAGUGUUUCCUCGCGAGGUUGGGAGCCGGAAAGGAGGAUGGGGCAGGGUCGAGACAGUACAUUUGAUCUGGGAUGGACGUCUCCCCAACGGGUCCUGGGCAGAUGCCGGUGACUAUGCUGUGAGGAUUCGCACAUUAAGGCUUUUUGGAGACGAAUUGGCGGAAGGGGAUUGGAGGGAUGAGGUCUUAACCUCUACCUUUAGACUCGAAUACAAAGAUGGUUCUCAGCAGAAAUCGAAACAGGGCAUCGCCCAAGACCAGGGUUUAACAAUGUUGAUUCCCUGCUACUAG